UUGUGUCCAGAAGAGCAUUUUCAUCUCUGAUUUAUCAUGUCUGUCAAAUUUGGCCAACAUCUCAUCAAGCAAUCUGUUAUUUUUCUGAAGACUGCAUUCUCUUUUGCAUUGGUAAAUAGAAAGCCUGUGGUACCAGGGCAUGUGUUGGUUUGUCCAAUAAGAUCUACAAAACGCUUCAGAGAUCUCAGCCCUGAAGAAGUUAGUGAUCUUUUCCUCACAGUCCAAAAAGUUGCUAAUGUGGUAGAGUGCCAUUUUGGUGGUACGGCCAUCACUAUUUCCCUUCAGGAUGGGCCAGAAGCAGGACAAACUGUUCAUCAUGUUCAUGUGCACAUUUUGCCUAGGAGAGUUGGAGACUUUGAAAGAAAUGACCAGAUAUAUGAAGAACUACAAAACCAUGAUAAAGAAAGAAAGGACUGUUUAGAGGCAUGGAGAUCAGAACAAGAGAUGGAAACAGAGGCAGCUGCACUUAGAAAAUAUUUUUAGCAUUACAAUGGUACUGAACUGGAUAUUGUAAUAAAAACACGUUGUGUCUGUAUGAAUAUGU
Messenger RNA from Pelobates fuscus (common spadefoot toad), 544 nucleotides. RefSeq names its product fragile histidine triad diadenosine triphosphatase (gene FHIT). Gene Ontology annotation, cellular component: plasma membrane; nucleus; cytoplasm. Gene Ontology annotation, molecular function: bis(5'-adenosyl)-triphosphatase activity; ubiquitin protein ligase binding. The record is from RefSeq and is a predicted model, not a curated record. Gene Ontology annotation, biological process: negative regulation of proteasomal ubiquitin-dependent protein catabolic process; intrinsic apoptotic signaling pathway by p53 class mediator; purine nucleotide metabolic process. The transcript has a single exon. Bases 37 to 483 code for a protein of 148 amino acids. Lineage: Eukaryota; Metazoa; Chordata; Amphibia; Anura; Pelobatidae.